Molecule: messenger RNA, 1797 nt
Organism: Penicillium brevicompactum
Lineage: Eukaryota; Fungi; Ascomycota; Eurotiomycetes; Eurotiales; Aspergillaceae
Exons: 2
Coding region: 1-1797 (598 amino acids)
Source: RefSeq, a predicted model, not a curated record
AUGGAUCGUUUCUACAACCUCCUUUUCCCAAAGGCAGAACCGGCAGAACCUCCUGCCAUGGCCAUCAAUGAUGAGUCGCGCAAAGAGGUGCGCAAACGGACACCAAUACCGCUCUCCUUUGAGCUGAUGCGGCAAACCGAGAUCUUUAUCGAAGAAACCCUCUACCCCCAGGCUUUCACUCUUCUUCUCGAUGCUCUAUCAUCCGGCAAUGUUUCCUCGGCAUCGGGCACUGUCGCAUCGACCCCGGUGGUGAUGCCACAGCCACAACACCUAGCCAUCGCGGCAACGAUGCUGGUGCAUCCGUUCACAACAACACGCGCCAGACUAGACGCUGAAAAAGAGGCACCAAAUAUUGCUCUGCGUUUACUGCGAUUAACAAACGCGCUCGUCGGUCCCACGGCUGCCCAAUUCCACACUGCUUUCGCUUUUACGCACUUCGAGACUUCUCGGAACGGCAAAUUACGCGCGGACAGCCCGGCGCUCAAUGGGACCAUGUGCGAAGAUAAGCGAACAGGGUGGGAGGCGAGCUACAGUGGAGGCCGCUCGGUUUGGAAUGAAGCAGAGGACUUUUGGCAUGCCGUUGGCUGGGCAUUGAAUUGCUCGGUGUUACACCAGGCACAGUGGAGGCAUUGGCAUUUAUGGCUACAAUUCAUGUGCCAGGUACUCGAAGAUGACUGGGAGGACCGCGCAGCGAAGUAUACCCAGGCUCAAGAGGAGCUUCUGCAAAGGUCGCACGAACAAGCUCCCUCGGGCGUUGAGCCCGCAGAACAAGGAAUCCACAAAAAGUCAGGCCGGCCACGGAAAGGGGAUGUCAAGCAAGAUGAUGGGCUUGAAAUCUAUCGGCAAAGCUUGAUCUUCCAAUACAUCACCUCGAAUGAUACUUUCGGUCGGGACCGAAGGAUUAUGCGCUCGAUCUUUGCGGAUGGCACGCCAAGAUCGGCCGAAUUCAGAGCUGUGUUUGAGGAUGAGAUCAAAACCCCCAGAGACAAGAGCUCAUCAAACAAAAAGAAGAGGGUAGGAGUCGACCUCAGCAAAGGAGAAUAUGGAGAUUAUCAAAACGACUCCCAUGAAGAUUACGCCAGUUCAGGGAAAGAGUCUUCCAGACCCGUAGCUAUGGCACCAGGCAGACAGCUUCGACAAACUAAGCGCAGCCGCCGAGCACGAAAUACCAAGGGAGGAGCCACAGACUCCGAUGCAGAGUUAACAGAUACAGCCGUAGACCACAACAACGGCAUCGGCUCUUUGGGCGGUUACAACUCCCUCGCCCUCCGCCAGCGACUCCUCGGACUCCUGUUCAAAGUCUCAGCAACCCUCCCAAAAGACUUCACACCACCAAACGAGAUCAGUCAUAUGCUCGCGGAAAACAUUCGGGAUCUCCCUCUCCCCGUAUUCCAACACAUGGUUACGCCCUCCAACUUGCCCCGUCUCGGACCAGAUGAACACUGCAGUCUAUGUCAGAGUCUCUUCAGGUUCAUGGUUGAAAGUUCUGCGCGUGCGCCGCCCCCUGGCAACGAUUUACUCACUCAAUCCGACCUGGAGAAAUACUACUUCCCCUACAAGGCUGCGAGUCCGAGUACGGCAAGCAAUGCCAAGAUUUCUAUAUUGCUUGAGGCCAUGAUGACCCUGCUACAUAAUGAGAAAAUGCUGUCCGCUACACCGGAAUUGAAAGAGGCGGCUCGGGUAGGUGUUGAGCGUCGGGAAUCGGCUUGUCACAGUCAUAGCGGUUCUGUGGAGGCGGCUUACCUGCGGGAAAGCCACUUUCGGAUAUGGCUUAUGAUAGACUUCAUUUUGCCUUGA